Maudiozyma saulgeensis is the source of this 3033-nucleotide messenger RNA. The record is from the annotation of a GenBank genome assembly. Lineage: Eukaryota; Fungi; Ascomycota; Saccharomycetes; Saccharomycetales; Saccharomycetaceae.
AUGGCAUAUCCAAUAGAUGGUCUAGGUAAUACUGACAACAAUAAUAAUAAUAACACAAGUCAAACUAAUAGUAUUAGUUCUCCAACUAGUGAUCCCUGGUUAAGUCUAUCAAAUAAUAAUAAUAACAACAACAACAAUAUGGAUGCAGAGUUAGCCUCAAUAGUUUCUUCAUUAAGUGCUUUAUCAAAUCCAAGUAAUCUUCCAAAUCAAUCGAAUCAAAUGAUGAAUGGUGGAACUUCAUCUUCAAUAGAUCAUCAACUUGGUGGGUUUAGAAGAAAUAGUUUUACUUCAAGCGAUAUUGAUUCGGAUAUUCUAUUAAAUUCAAAUGGUUUAUCUGCAGCUAUGAGUGUUGGUGCAGGUGGUUCAACUAAUAAUUUAGAUAUGGGUUCACCUUUAAUGCAAAGAUCUACUCAAUCUAUUGGUACAGCUCCACCUUAUACAUCAAACAUGUUUAACAUUAAUUAUAAAUUGUUUCAAAAUAAUAAUAGUAAUAAUCAACAACAGCAACAACAACAAUAUUUAUAUCAACAGCAACAACAACACGUGCAACAACAAAUUCCACAAUCUGAUUCAAAAUCUGUUAGUUUUGCUUUGAAUAAUAAUACAACUUCUAGUCAAAUGAAUAAUGGAAAUUCAAGUACUUUCAACAAAAAGAAUAAAAUGAUGGGUAAAUAUUCUGCAAGUAUUGCAGGUCCUAUCCUUCAAAAUGAUUCUUAUUAUUAUUACAAUAACAAUAAUAACAAUAAUAAUAAUGGUACUCAAAGUAUUGCUCAUUCACAAGCAUCUGUAACUUCUAAUAGAGGUGGAUUUUUUCAACAAUUAGGUCAAUCUUUAAUUGAAGGUACUAAAGAAUUAGAAUUUGAUGGAUCUCCAAAUAAUUUAAAUAAUCGUGAAAGUACUUUUGGAGGUAGCCAAGUAACUUUGGAUCAUUCUGUUAAAUCAUCCGAUUUAGAUGAAUAUACAGAUUAUAAUAGUAGUGGUACUGCUGCAAAUGAUAAUAAUAACAACAAUAUGUUCUUUAAUGCUGUUAAUGCACCAUCAUUUAAGCCAAAUAAUAAUGAUAAUUCUGCACAACAAGGAAUGGCACCAGGAGGUGGGAAUUAUUUUAUGAAUUAUCAACAACAUCAUAUGUUUAAUAAUGGUUCCUUUUAUCCACCUGCUGCAGCAAUGAAUAAUUAUCAACAGUUUUCAAUGAAUGAUAAUAAUAAUAAUAAUUUAGGUAAUUUUGCCCCACAGAUGAUGUUUCCGAAUAAUGGCGAUGGCACAGAUAUGAAUUCUGUAAAUAUGGAAGAAGUUCCUGGAUCAACAGAGAAUAUUAAAAAUGGGAACUUUUCACCAAUUUCUUCAACCGCAUUACCUGUAAAUAAUGUAUCCAAUAUUCAAAAUCAUGACCCUCAAAUGAUGUUUAUGCCACCACCACCACAACAACAAUCACAGAACAAUAGCAAAAAGAAUCCAUAUAUCUAUAUUCAAAAUUCUAGUCUGGGUUCACCCCCAGGCGUGAAUCCUGCAUCGUUCACUGUCAAUAACCAAAAAAUUAUUAAUUCUGAUAAUACUGACAAUAGUCAUGUAAAUAAUAAUAAUAAUAAUAACAACAACAAUAAACCGAAAAAUCAAUUUAAGAAUAGCGGUAAUAAUCAAAACAUUAACUUAGAUGGCAAUUCACAUAAACAUCGUAAGAAUAAUAACAAUAAUCACGCUAAUCCUUAUUUAGAUCAAUCACAAAGUUAUGGUUCUCAAGGUAAGUUUGUAAAACAAGCAAAUAAUAAUACAUCACCUUUUUCUUCCAAAAAUUCUUCCAAUUCAAAUACUUCUGUAUGUUCUAAUCCAGAUGAGAACGAAGUAGCUCAUGAAAGUGGCAAAAAGAAAAAUAAUAACAUCAAUGCUACAGGUGCUAAUCAAGCCAUCUAUCAUAGAUCACCGUUACUAGAAGACAUCAGAAACUAUGCCACAAAUAACAAUAGCGCAGCUGAUGGCGGUAAGGCUUAUUCAUUAAAGGAUAUUCUAGGUCAUACUUUAGAAUUCUGCAAGGAUCAAUAUGGUUCUAGAUUUAUUCAAAAAGAACUUGCAACAGCCUCACCCUCUGAAAGGGAAGUUCUAUUCAAUGAAAUUAGGGAAGAUUCCGUAAUGUUAGCCAAUGAUGUUUUUGGUAACUAUGUUAUUCAGAAAUUUUUUGAGUUUGGAUCUACCACUCAAAAAGAUAUCUUAGUUGACCAAUUUAGGGGAAGAAUGAAAGAACUAUCCAUGCAAAUGUAUGCUUGUAGAGUUAUCCAAAAAGCAUUAGAAUUCAUUAACCCAACACAAAGAAUUGAAUUAGUAGAUGAAUUGAGAGAUUGUGUUUUAAAGAUGAUUAAGGAUCAAAAUGGUAAUCAUGUUAUUCAAAAAGCUAUCGAGACAAUACCUAUAGAUCUAUUACCCUUUGUCUUGAAAUCACUAAUUGGCCAUAUUUAUCAUUUAUCUACACAUUCUUAUGGUUGUAGAGUUAUUCAAAGAUUACUAGAAUUUGGUUCUGAAGAUGAUCAAAAGGCUAUAUUGAGCGAAUUGAAGGAUUUUAUUCCUUACUUGAUACAAGAUCAAUACGGUAAUUAUGUUAUUCAAUACAUUUUGCAACAUGGUUCAGAUAAGGAUUCUACUGAAUGUCUAAUACAAACAAAACAAGAUGUAAUUAAUAUUAUUUCCGAAAACGUUGUAGAAUUUUCAAAACAUAAGUUUGCCUCUAAUGUUGUCGAAAAAGCAGUAUUAUACGGUACUAAGGACCAAAAGAAUCUGAUUAUCUCAAAAAUUUUACCAAAGGAUAAAGAACAUGCCAUGAAUUUAGAAGAGAAUGCUCCAAUGAUUUUAAUGAUGCGUGAUCAAUUUGCUAAUUACGUUGUUCAAAAGUUAGUAACCGUCACAGAUGGUGAAGGUAAGAAAUUGAUCGUUAUCGCUAUUAGAGCAUAUCUGGAUAAAUUGAACAAAUCUAAUUCUUUAGGAAAUAGACAUCUAGCUAGUGUUGAAAAAUUAGCUACACUUGUCGAAUCAGUGGAGAUCUAA